This is a messenger RNA of Bombyx mori (domestic silkworm), 9432 nucleotides long. RefSeq lists its product as uncharacterized. Gene Ontology annotation, molecular function: protein binding; histone methyltransferase activity. NCBI's taxonomy places the organism in Eukaryota, Metazoa, Arthropoda, Insecta, Lepidoptera, Bombycidae. The record is from RefSeq and is a predicted model, not a curated record. Bases 697 to 7533 code for a protein of 2278 amino acids. Gene Ontology annotation, cellular component: nucleus. The transcript has 14 exons.
ACUUUUUGUUACGCACACAGCUUAACACUAUUCGUGUGUUUUCGCGGUACUGAGAGCGUCGUUCGUCUGUGGUUGAACAUAAUUCUCAAAAUAUUUAGAAUAAACUACACCUAUAAUCAGUGUUUAAUGUUAUUUUUUCGUUUUAGUGUUAAUUGACUUUUAACUUCUCAUGCCGUAAUUAUAUCCAAAAGCAAGCGGUCUAGUGAUACGAGAAAUUGAGAUGGCGCGUGCAUGACCGUAUAAUAUUAGGUCCUCUCCGCGUAAUAAAUUAGGACUUUGCUCGAACGAUAAUAAAUCGUCAGCAAAUUUAAUUAAUGUUAUUGCAUCUAGAUAAUUUAUUGUUUAUAAAAAUACUGUUGGCAAAUUCGAUACUAUUAGGAGUGUUGUGAAAAAAAGGAAUUUAAGUUUUCGACAUUAAGAGUUUGAUAGGUACAGCAAAGAGUCGGCCUUUUGCAUCAAUUGUGUACAUCAAAUCAUUAAAUUGAACGUCAAAAUUGCACUGUGUUAUCUAAACCUUAACAUAGACGCUUUGUGGCGUUCGAAAUCAGUAAAAAGCGAACAGAAGUCGCUGUAUCUUUUUUCGAUUCACGCAUUUAUCAUGUUUUUUAUACACAUACACAAGUUUCUGAAUACGAUAUCUAUCUGAGUUACGUCAGCGACGCGUUCGAGAACGUUGAAGAUUUCUUCAUUUAAAAAAUGGAAGAUUCAGAAGACAAUAUCAUGACUACUGAAGAUGUCAAAAAUGUGGAUAAUCCAACAACUGUUCGUGUUAAACCAAAGAAAAGAUCCAUUGUUGAGCGGGAACUUGAAACUAACUUGACUGCUAGAAUCACUUCACCGCUCACAAAUCGGGAUAGGACAAGCACAAGUCGGUAUGGUCGAGCUCGCAGACUCAAGAUUGAGACUGAAGUGUCAGACUUAAAGAAGGUCAUUCCUGAUGUUCUAAAGAGUAAUCAAAAUGAAAAGUCACCAGUUAAAGCACAGUCACCUGUGUAUAAGAUGCAUGCUUCAAAUUCACCGAUGAAGAUGGAAUCACCGAAAAGGCAAAUAGAGGCUUUUGUGGCCCAAGGUCAAAAUAGUCAGCAAGAAAACAUAUCAGUUAACUGUUUUGAUUCUGAUGAUAUUUCACCAGAAAAUAGAUUACCUAAGAUAUUUGUUAGGAAAGACAUAAUGAAAUCUAAAGACACUAAGCUGGGCAAAAAUGUUUUCUCGCCAAAAAAAUCCCAAAAAAUUAACAGUCAUCUGAACAACCUCUUGGAACGUACUUCAGCUAAUUUCAAUAUGAACAAAUCCAAAGACUAUAUUGAGAACUUGUCUGUGGUUAAAACUUUAGAUUUUGACAGUAAAAAAAAGAAGAAAGAGAAUAAAGAAAGCAAGAGUAAUAUCAAUACAGUAAAAGAAAAUAAAACUGCACCUAAAAAUGAGGUGUUUGAUUUAGAAGCUCAGUGUCUGUACCAGGUGGGAGACCUUGCCUGGGCUCGAAUGGGUACAUAUCCAUUCUGGCCAAGCAUCAUCACUAGGGACCCUUUAAGUGGGCUCUUUGUAAAAAAGAAGUUGUUUGGUCGUGUAGAAAGAAACAUUAUACAUGUUACCUUCUUUGGGGACAAUGGUCGAAGAAGUUGGAUUGUUGAAAACAUGUUGAGGAGGUUCAUGGGCCUUGCUGAGUUUCAGAUGACUAAAGAACAAUUUACUUCAGAGGACAAGAAGAAAGAUCCUAAAUUAUAUUCAUCAUUUUCUAUAUCUGAAAAGAAACAGCCUUUGUGGAUGACGUCAGUUGAAGAAGCUGAAAUGCUUUUAAGAGAACCAAAGCGUUUACGUAUUGAUUUACUGAAUGAAAUGCUUGUCAGGUCUAGAACUUCGAAACAUUUGCCUAAAGGUCACAAAAGUGGGAAAAUUUCACGUGCAGAUAGUGAUGUUUCACUUAGCGAAAGUUUGUAUGACACACUCUUCUCUGAAGAUGAUGGUAAACCGGAUGAAGAUGGGAACAAUUCUAGAAAGAAAUCCCUAGACGUCUCUGAAGUGGUGACGGCUUGCUUGGAUAACAUGGCAGCCAAAACUGGCAUAACAAAGAUUCAGAAGCAAUCUCACAUGGACAGGUGGCUGCAAAAGGCAAAGUCGAAAACACCAGAAAAGACGCAAGUAAAAGCUUUAGUUUCCGUUAAUUUAGUCGAAAAUAAGAUGAAAAAUGAUUGUAGUAGUAAAAAGAACAAACAACAUAUUGCUGAUGAAACUGUCAGUAAAUCAUACAGUUUGAGAAAAUCGAAUGAAUCUCAGAAUUUUUCGGAGAGUCACAGCGAACAUGAUUAUAGUAAAUUUGUUUCAGAUGAUGAAAGCCCUGAAGAAGGCAUAGGGAAGUCGGAAAAGUUUGAAUAUAUAUCUUUAGAUGAGUCCGGAAGUGGUAUUGGUUUUAUUGCAAAAGUCGAAUCGCUCGCCGACGAAAAUAUCGAUGAAAAUUAUUGUGAGAAUUCUAAUGAAAGUUCUGAAAAUGCCAAAAGUGUUCUUGACACAGUUCCUAAAUCAAAUGGUAUUGAAAAUGAUAAACCUAUAAGUGAAUCUAAGCCAGUGUCUUAUGACUUUAGUGUUCAAUUAGAUUCUUGUAAUGAAAAAAGUGAUUCAGAGAAAUUAAAUGACAGUAGUAAGAAGAGUAAAUUAUAUAUUAGUAAUGGUGGUUCUUCUGAAGAAAAUAAUGCACAUAAUCAUAAAAGUAUGAAUACAGAUUCUAAAGAAUAUUGUGUAAAAAAUAUCUCUGUUGUUAAUGACAAUGAAAGUGUUACUAACAAUAAUAUAGAUAAAUCUACAAUUUAUAGUGUUAGGGAAGAAGAAGAAGGAAGAAGUGAUUGCCUUAAAAACUGUGUAGAUAGUACAAAUGCAGAUAACGAAGAUGUUUAUUCUGACGAAGUCAGCUCUGUUGAAUCUUUAGUUUGGAGCCCUUUAACUGUAGCUGGUAACUCCGACACUGAGAAGGAUAUGCUUGAAGAUGAUAUAUUUACAAAAGAUUUUGAAGAUAAUCAAGAACUUAAUUACAAAAGGGAUGUUAAAGAAACUGAUCUGGAAAAAUCUGAUAUAAAAUCUAUAGCAGAACAAAGUAAGCAUUUCGUAGUAUCUAUGAAUAUGGAUAAAACUAUGAAUACUGAAGAUAAAAUUAGUGAUGAUAGUAACAAUCUACAUGCCCAAGCUACAAUUAAAAAUAAUAUUUCCGAAGUUGGUCAAAGAACUGAAGCGGUUAAUCAUGAGACUGAAGAAAACCAUGUGAAUGAAAAAACUAUGCAAAAUGAAAUUGCUACACCGAAUUUAAUAACUAGUUCAGGUGGAAUUGUGACUGAAAUAUCUGUAACCAAAGAUUCGGAUCUCGAUAGUAUAAAAAAUUCUGAGAGUGAAGAUGAACAUCACGUCAAAGUUAGAGGGGUGGUGAAGAAAUCAUCGUCGAGCCUAAACGCAUCUACAAAUAAAAAUCCUUUAAAUAAGGUUAGUAGUACAAAAGUCACCACGUCUGAGAGCUCCAUUAAUUCGAAUUGUCUAAAUUCUGAAAAUAAAAAUGUUCAAAGUAUAAAUUCUGUAACUUCAACUACAAAAAAAAUGCCUGAAGAAAAUAAGCGAAAGGGAGAUGAGAGUCAACAACUAACAAAUGGUCACAUAGAUAAUCCUGAAGUAGAUGAGACAAAAUCUGGGAGAAACUGUGCCUAUAAAGAUGUGGAGAUACCUGGUUUUGAUGUAGAAGGAGAAUCUAUUGAUAGUGAGGAUAGCGAAAUAGUUGUAAAUAAAAUUAAGAGUAAAUUACCUCUCAAACAGAAAAAAACCACAUUAAAAGAUCCAGAGUUCCUAAAAUAUUUAGAAAUGAAACAAGAUGCUGUUAUGGACGAACAUCCCGAACUAAAUGAAAUGCAAAUAGUCGAAUAUUUACAUAAUACAUGGCUGUAUGAGAAAAACAAUGAAACUAAAAAAGCCAAUGACUUAGAUCAUCCUAAUUUCGUGAAAGGUCUAGAAGAGGGCAUUCGUAAAAAAGUGAAUCGUGCAAACAGGGUUUCUAAGGAUAGCAAUAAGAACAGAAGUAGAAACGUUGAAUAUGUUGCUGCCGGUGAAGACAUUGCAUCAAUUUAUUCAGAUGAAAGAUCCAGAUCGCCCAUAAUAUCAAUGGACAAACAAGAAGAGAUGCUUCGUACUAGACAAAAGACUAAUGCGGAUUCCACAAAAAGUGAUAGUAAAAAAGAAGUCGCGACUAAAAUCAGCGAGGAAAAAACUAGUGAUCAAUUAAUAGAAAAAGUUCAAUCAAGUACUGAAACUAAACAGAACUCGAAAGAAAUUCAAUCAUCUCUAAGCAGAUUACGGUUGAAAAUUAACGGGUCGUCGCCAAUGAAAUCCCCUCGGCGGGUUGAUUCUCAGGCCGGUGACGAAAAUGUCGACAAGAAUUCUCCACUUCAUAAAAUGAAAGAAGAACUAGAGUUAGAAACUACAUCGAUCGACUCAGAAUCGAGUGACGCGCCAUUGAUCUACCGUAAGCUAAGACAACGGAAUGCCAAAGAAAGUAAAAGUCCGGAUUUGAAAAAGGCCGCGGAUAAUUACGAAACAAUCUCCAUAGAGUCCGGAGAUAGCGACGUGGCUCUCAUUAAACGCAAACAGAAAAUAAAAAACGAUAAGAACGACAAGAAUUCUGACGAUCCUGAGUUUUUGAAGUAUCUGGAAUUGAGACAAGAUGCUCUGAUAGACGAAAACCCGCAGCUCACUGAAGAAGAAAUAAAGAAUUAUUUGUACAAAACAUGGAUCUACGAAGAGAAUUCUAAACAUGAACUUAAAAAGAGUGACGAUAUAGAACAGUCAGUUUUAAUCAAAGGCUUGAACGAUGAUGUAGCACGGCCGAAAAAAAUUAAAAAACAAAUCAAAGUCAACAAGCACCACAUUACCGAUUAUUUUGAGGUACGCGAGAAAUCGAAGAGAAAGAGUAUAAAGCCUUAUUAUAACGAAGAAUAUUCUGAUGAUAGUACAGAAAGCUUUGAGACCAAUUUCAAUAAUAAUGUUGACAAAAACGAUAACAGUAGAUCGGAUUCUUCUCCAAUCAAAAGUCUUAAAUAUGAUUCCAAGACGAAAACGGAAUACGAUGGGUCUGAAGACGAGUUUACGAAAUAUCAGUCCUAUUUUGAUGACCUGCUCCGACCUAAGCCGAAUGUAUUCAAAGGCAUGAUCCGAGAGAAAGUAUGUGACAUUUGCGAGAAUGCUGGCAGGCUUGUGAAGUGUCGCGGCUGCAAUGCGAUGUUCCACGUUGAUUGCACUAAAAAGCAAGCUGAAAAUAUAGAAAUGACCGGACCGACUCGUGGCCGUAAGAAAAAAAAGAAAGUUGGCAGGAAACCGAAAAAUUCAGAUGACUUUGAAAACAUCAGUGAUGACAAAAUUAACGAUAUCUCAGAGGAAAACGUUUCAAUGGAGGAAAUAGAAAUGGAACCUUUAGUGGUUGAUGCAGAACUUUUCGAAAGAGAAAUGAAGGUUAAGAUGAAAGAACUACUUGACAGCAAUGAGGAAAUACAAUACGAUUGUUACUCCAACGAAGAUAGCAUUCUCUGGGCUAAUUCCAUCGCUGGACGCUGUGAAAUCGUCGACGUUCAGCUAAAACGUAGAGAUUCCACAAAAGAACCGGACUAUUCAGAUUUCAAAUGCAACAAUUGCCAGAAAUACGAUACGCCAAUAUGUUUCGUGUGCAAAUUGGCGGUCACGAAAAACGGCUCUUCCUUACGACAGAGGUGCCACGUAGGCCAUUGUCACAAAUACUAUCAUUUGGAGUGCUUAGAGCAUUGGCCGCAGACUCAGCUAAGUUCCGGGGAGCCAUCAAUGAAGAACAAGAGGGUUAAUGAGCAUUUCGAGACCUUGACGUGUCCAAGGCACGUCUGUCACACGUGCGUGUCCGACGACCCACGCGGAUGUAAGACGCGCUUUAGUGGAGACAAACUGGCCAGAUGCGUGAGAUGUCCAGCGACCUAUCAUUCGUUUACGAAGUGUAUACCUGCCGGUUCCCAGAUCCUAAACGCCUCGCAUAUUAUAUGCCCGAGACAUUACGAGCAUAGGCCAGGAAAAGUAUCAUGCCACGUGAACACAGGUUGGUGUUUUAUAUGCGCAUUGGGUGGCUCCCUCAUUUGUUGUGAAUACUGUCCAACUUCAUUCCACGCCGAGUGCUUGAACAUAGAUCCUCCUGAAGGUGGCUACAUGUGUGAAGACUGCGAAACAGGACGCCUGCCACUGUACGGUGAAAUGGUGUGGGUGAAACUAGGACAUUACAGAUGGUGGCCAGGCAUAAUUCUACAUCCCUCGGAAAUACCCGAGAACAUUAUGGCAGUUAAGCACAGUCACGGUGAAUUCGUGGUUCGUUUCUUUGGGCAGUAUGAUCAUUACUGGGUGAAUAGAGGCCGAGUGUUCCCCUUUCAGGAAGGUGAUUCUGGUCGAGUGUCGAGUCAAAAAUCAAAGAUAGACGCAGCGUUCACCACAGCAAUGGAGCACGCGCAGCGCGCCUGCGAAAUAUUAAAAAGUGCACAGCAAAACGACGAAGAGUCAUCAGACAUUGCGUCGUCUCUACUGCCACCGCACUACGUUAAGUUGAAAGUGAACAAGCCAUGUGGCUCUCUCUGCGGUUGGAAACUGGAUGAUCCCGAGCUAUCUCUGACCCAGUGUGAAUGUGAUCCAACAAAUGAAGAUCCUUGUGGCCCGUACUCACAGUGCUUGAACAGAAUGUUGUUAACGGAAUGCGGCCCGACAUGCAGAACGGGCGAGCGAUGCAACAACAGAGCGUUUGAGAAACGACAGUACCCGAAGCUCGUGCCUUAUCGUACGCCACAAAGAGGCUGGGGACUCAAGACUUUGGAAGACAUCAAAGCCGGUCAAUUCGUGAUAGAAUAUGUCGGGGAAUUAAUAGACGAGGAAGAGUUUCGCCGCAGGAUGCGGAGAAAGCACGAGAUCAGAGACGAAAACUUCUAUUUUCUCACUUUGGACAAGGAGAGGAUGAUUGAUGCGGGACCAAAAGGGAAUCUUGCCAGAUUUAUGAACCAUUGCUGUGAACCGAACUGCGAGACUCAGAAGUGGACAGUACUGGGGGACAUUAGAGUCGGCCUGUUUGCUAUUAAUGAUAUACCAGCGCACAGCGAGGUUACGUUCAACUAUAAUUUAGAGAGCGCCGGUAUCGAGAAGAAGCGAUGCAUGUGCGGCGCCAAACGCUGCUCCGGGUACAUCGGAGCUAAACCGAAACAGGAUGAAUCGCUACUAAAAAAACCGAAAAGACCAUACAAGAAACGGAAAAUUGAAGAGUCUCCGUCAACUAAAGUCAAGCCUAAGAGACCACUCGGAAGACCGCCGAAGCCAAAAGAACUGACUGAAAUCGAAAAGGACCUCCUCAUUAUCAAGAAUGCCACCAACGACAUAUCCAGUGAUGAUUCAAAUAAACAUAGUUCUGAGGGAGACAGACCUAAAGCUAUGAAACGGAGACGGGUUAGUUUUAACAAUGAAGACAGUGUAUCGGUCGAUGGGGAAAUGCAAAGUAAAAAAUCAAAAAGCGAUUGAAAACAUAGCAUGUUAUUACAUGUUUUACACGACACAAAACUUUUUUAAGGAUCAAUCUUGUGUUUAUUUUGUUAAAUAUACAUCAAGGACUCUGAGUGCGAUAUUUCUAAAGAGUCUGCAAGGACGGUAAUAGUUUAAUUAAUAAAAUAAACACAAAAUUAAACCUCAAAGGCCUUUUUGGUAGUACUUUAGAUUUGCUAUUUCUAAGUUGGCCGGUAGAACUUAGGUGACACAAUUUUUUUUAGUGCUAUGUUUUUUUUAAUUAUCAUGUGAUAAAGUUUACAUUAAUCAGAUCAGACGGUUUAGAUUACAUUAGAGCUCUCAUACCGUAAAUUAUGAGCCAAAAUCGGUCGUUUAAAUAUAGCAAAUAUUUUUGGUUUCUAUAUAAAUUUCCAGAAAGACUUGGGUCUGCAAGAUUUAUUGUUUUGGUGAUUUCAUUUGUUCAAAGGCCAAUUAGAAAUGUGUAUGUGUAAUUUAAGUGAUUCUACUUUCAAAGUACAAUAUGCAAUAUUUUUGAGUUGUGCAAAACGCCUCAAACAACAAAAACAUAAAUUACUUAUCCAUUGACUUCUACGGGAGUGGAUUUAGUUAAGUUCAACUUUCUUAUAGUGUUGGACGUUUUUAGAAAGAUGUAUAUCAGAGACUUUAUUAGUUUUUAAUACGUAGUUAAUCUUUUUCUUCUCAGUCGUGUCACUCUUGACAGAGUGGUCGUGAUCGUCAUGUAGUGUUGGAAGGGGCAGACUUGACGCGUCUCACGAUGUCGCGCCAUCUCUCCCACUGCAGUUUUAAUUUGGUCGGUCCAUCGCAUUAAUCUUUUAUUUUUAAUUAUUAUUAAUGAAUUAAUUAAUAUAAUUAAUUAAUAAUAGAAUUAAUUAAUAUAAUUAAUUAAUAAUAAUUAAACUUUAAUUAAUUAAAUUAAUUAAUUAAAGUUAAUCUUUACUUAACACUAAAUAGGAAAGCUUUUUGACGCACUCACUGACAGUAAAUCAGAAUCAUGUUGGAAGUACCACUUUUAUUAAUACCUAUACCGACCAAGCUUAGUAGAUAUAAAGACCGGUUUUAUAGGACUGGUCUGAGUAACUCAUGUUGUAAAUUGUUUAACAUUUCAUCGGGUAAAGAAGUCUUGAAUUUCUGCCAAAAAAUUGACUGAGGAAAGAGAAACAUAAUUGUCACAUUUUUUUCUUGGGUCUGACCUUUUGUCUAGGUUUUUAACAUUCUCAAUUUGCACAUGGCAGACAAUUUAUUUACAAUAUCUCUUCAAUGACCACCCAUACACCCUGUAUAUAGGGAGCAUCAUCGAACUCGAUAAACCCAUAACAAAAAAACAAAAAAAAAGCUAAAUAUAUCCGAAGUCAACUCACUUUGGCACAUCCGGAUAAUAAUUAAUUGAAGAUUUGAAAUAAUUUGGUUUUUAAGUCUAGAGACGAUAUCGAUAAUAGUAUUAAGUUUCAUAUCGAUAAUGGCUCAUCGAAAAUCGACUUUGAUACUUACAAGCUGCGGGCACGGUGUUGUAAAAUUUAUCUUAAGUUAUCGGGAUCUCGUUUUUUUUUUGUGAAAUUCAUGUUUAGGACUAUCAGGUUAUAAUAUCAUAUAAAUAAAUAAAAGAAUAAUGUAAGUUUUGAGAUGUAGCAAAAUGAUCCGUAUUCUUUUGAGAUACAGUUGGUUUUUGUUUAAAAGCGUAUUAGAUCUGUUACGAAAUUGUUCCUUUUGUGUUUUAUGACGUAAUUAUAAAUGAAGGGUAUAUUGUUGUAUUUUUGUGUCGACAAAAUGUAUGUAUAAUAUCGAUAAAUUAAACUAAGAUUAUCGAUUUGGGCACAUUGAUGUAAAUAAUUAGGCUUUAAGUUAGUUUAAAAGAAUGUAGCCAUUGAAAUAAAUAUUACUUUGUUACCUAUACUGAAA